AUGGAGUAUGAAAAUUAUUUUUAUGUUAAAAAUGGUUCAAAAAGAAACAACAUAAUUUAUUACAAAUGCAAAGAAGCAGCAACGUACAUGUGUCGGGGUUCCAUGAAAAUCACAGGUGACAAUAAUGUACAUUUGGUAAGAAACCAUAAUCAUGCACCUAAUCCAAGUAUUAAAGCCAUGAAUAGUUUCAAGAAAAGUUUGAAACAACGCAGUAUUAAUGAAGAAACUUCAUUGAACGCCAUUUAUGAGGAUGAAGCCAGGCGAAACCCAGAAUCUGCUACCAAAUAUACAUGGAAAUCAGCUGAAAGUUAUAUGAGGUGGAGUAGGAGACGUUCGUUGCCAACUGUGCCGGGAACAUUAAGAGAGCUAGCUGAUCAAUUUCAAUAUGGGCUCCUUGAAAGAUACCAAAGUUGUGGUGAAGUUAUAUAUAAAGGUUGUGUAGAAGAUACAUCUGGGAAUAAUUCAAUAGUUUUUGCUUCUAAAAGUUUAAUUCUGAAGGCUCUAGAAAUGGAAGUAACGGAAAUGCAUGUUGAUGCUACAUUUCGGGUCAUUCCGUCAACACCUAAGUCUUACCAAUUACUCAUAAUGCAUGUGAUGAGUAUUCCUAUAGUAUACGCCUUAAUGGAACGCAAGACUUCCCAGGCUUAUGAUACAGUACUAAACUUUAUAAAAGUAAAUUUACUGCCUGAGUUUAGGCCUACGAUUAUAUUAACAGACUUUGAAACCGCAUUAAGAGAAAUGUUGAUUAGACAUUUUCCAUCAGCUUCAGCCCAUGGAUGCUGGUUUCAUAGUAACCAA
Molecule: messenger RNA, 798 nt
Organism: Myzus persicae (green peach aphid)
Lineage: Eukaryota; Metazoa; Arthropoda; Insecta; Hemiptera; Aphididae
Exons: 5
Source: RefSeq, a predicted model, not a curated record